This is a messenger RNA of Pistacia vera, 1560 nucleotides long. RefSeq names its product SEC12-like protein 2. Lineage: Eukaryota; Viridiplantae; Streptophyta; Magnoliopsida; Sapindales; Anacardiaceae. Gene Ontology annotation, cellular component: endoplasmic reticulum membrane. Gene Ontology annotation, molecular function: guanyl-nucleotide exchange factor activity; GTPase activator activity; protein binding. The record is from RefSeq and is a predicted model, not a curated record. Bases 48 to 1520 code for a protein of 490 amino acids. The transcript is spliced from 13 exons. Gene Ontology annotation, biological process: protein secretion.
UGGAUGAGAAGAGAGACUGCGAAAGAAGAAGAAGAAGAAGAAGCGUCAUGGAAUCUAACGCUUUACAGCAAUACGGCGUGCUGUUUUACGGAGCUGCCUGGGUUCCGUACAAUCGCAUUAGAUCUAAGCUCCAAUCGAAAGAACAAAAACAUGAACAGGAUGGAUCCGAAGACGAAGCUCCAACCGCCUACAAAUCUGACGCAAUCUCCACCAAUCACUACUACGUCGUUUUGGUCGGCGGUGGCGGCGAAGGCAACAGUGGUAUCCCCAACGCUGUCGUCUUAUCUUGCUUCGAUUUCGCCUCCAAUUCCCUCUCCGAUCAACCUGUGGCUAAGUUUAUAACUGAUUCAGAUUUGCCGUAUCGAAUGGCAGUUCAUCCACGUGGAGAUGGCAUUAUUUGUGCAAUGCAAAAUAGUUGCAGAUUGUUUGAGUGGGACGAAGAGGAGAGUGACGAAGUCCAUAAACUGGGUGUAAAAGGUUCAGAGAAAGUGCUCAGCGAGUUAAAAAACGAGGGUUCUACUCUUGCUGCUGGUGGUGAGGGUAGGUACACACCCAAGAGCCUUGGAAUAUUUCUGCCUCAAAUUUCUGCUGUUGUUCUUUCUAUUAGGAAGGUUUUUUCUGUUGUUUAUUGGGUGCAGGAUGGAAAAUUACGGGUUUUAAAAUGGCCUAGCUUGGAAAUUGUUCUAAAUGAGUCUGAAGCUCAUACUUCUGUCAAGGACUUAACUUUCAGCCCUGAUGGAAAAUUUCUUGUCUCCUUGGGAAAGCGUGGCCCUGGUAGGGUUUGGGAUAUAACCUCUGCGUCUAUUGUAGCUUCUCUACCAACGGAAAAUGAUGAGGUUUUUUUCUCCUGUAGAUCCGCUCUAUCUAGUGAUGAGAAUUAUGUUCUUUUCAUUGCUGCAAUAACAGACACGGGUGGAAGUAUUUUGACAUGGAAUACAACCUCAUGGAAGAGGAUACGCUCAAAGCAAGUUGUCCAUCAGUCUGUUACUUCCUUCAAUGUUUCAGCCGAUAGCAAGCUCCUUGCAAUAGGAACAGAUAAAGGAGACAUUGCAAUUAUAAAUUCAAGCAAUAUGCAGGUUCAGACAAUGGUUAGAAAAGCACACCUUGGCUUUGUGACAGCUUUGGCAUUCUCUGAUGAUUCAAGGGCUUUACUUUCUGCAUCUAUGGACUCAAGUGCAAGGGUGACAUUAAUCGAGGACAAGAAGGAAAGCGUAGUGUCGGUUUCGGAGCUUGGUUGCAGUUAUGCUUGCACGAUCCUCAUUGAUGAUGGCAUCCCCAUCACUGUAGAGAAGAUUGUACAACUGGUGAAAGCAGCCAACGUUGAGGUUGAAUCAUACUGGCCUCCCUUAUUUGCUUCACUUGCUGGGAAGCAAAACCUCAAUGACAUUAUUUUGAAUGUUGUAUAUGCUGGUGGUGCUGCUGCUGCUGUUUCUGCCCUGACUGCACGUGCCAGUGGCCCCUCCAGCCGAGGAAAAGAAGGUUUCGGGAUGCUUUUUUAUAUAAAAAAGUGCAUUUGGUGAUGGACUCUUUGAAUACCAGCCUGGGGCCUUCUUGAAUGCA